AUGAUUGUGCUCGAGACUUUGAGAUAUCAACAACUUUAUGCCAAGUUCUCAAAGUGUGAGCUUCAGCUUAAGUUUGUAGCAUUCUUGGGGCAUGUGGUAUCCAAGGAUGGUAUCAUGGUAGAUCCAGUGAAGAUUGAGGCUAUUCGUGAUUGGGCUAGGCCCACUUCAGUUGAGGUUUGGGGCAUCGUCGGUUUAGCAGGCUACUACAUAUGGUUUAUGGAGGUCUUCUCCAUUAUUGUAGCACCUUUGACUCAUUUGACCUCCCUUGAUGUUCCUUUGAGUGGUAUGAAGAGUGACUAUGACCUCUCUAUUCUCUACCAUCCGUGCAAGACGAAUGUGGUUGUGGAUGCCUUGAAUCAGAAGGCAGUGAGUAUGGGUAGUCUAGCCUUCUCAUCUAUUGUGGAACGGCCUUUAGCUUUGGACUUUCAGUCCUUAGCUAACCAGAUGGUUCGGUUGGAUGUUUGGGAUUUUAGGCGUGUUCUAGACUAUGUGGGAGUUCAGUCCUUUCUUCUUAAUCAUAUUUGUAGCCGUCAGUUUGAGGAUAGGGCCUUGGUGGAACUUCGAGAUCCAGUUUUAACGAAUGAUAUUGGUCAGGUUAGCUUAGACUUAGAUGAGGUUUUGAGGUUUGCAGGUUGUAUUUGUGUCCCGAGAGUUGCAGAAUUUGCAUACUAUUCAGGAGGCACAGAUUGCAGUCACCCUUUACCUGUUCCAACAGUCUCAAACCAGAAUUCUAGUAGGAAAAAGAGAACAGGGAUUGUACCAAGUCCAAGGUCUGAGAGUGAAAUAUUAUCGUCUCCUUAUUUAAGAGCUCUUUUGCUCUCUGAACUUGCAAAAGCUACCACCAAUUUCCAUUCUGAUUGCCUUCUUGGUGAAGGAGGAUUUGGUUAUGUUUAUAAGGGAUGGCUAUGCAACCACACUCUUACUGCUGCAACACCUGGAUCAGGACUUGGAGUUGCAGUCAAAAAACUCAAGCCGAGAGGUUUGCAGGGUCAUAAGGAGUGGCUGUCAGAAGUGAAUUAUCUUGGACAACUUCGUCAUCCAAACUUGGUCAAGCUCAUUGGAUUCUGCUUGGAAGGUGAAAACCGCCUUUUAGUAUAUGAAUUUAUGCCAAGAGGGAGCUUGGAGAACCAUUUGUUUCCAAAGAGUGCACCAGUUCUUCCCUGGGCAACAAGGAUUAAAGUUGCUAUAGCUGCUGCUCGAGGUCUUUCGUUUUUGCAUGAUGCGGAACCACAAGUUAUAUAUCGUGACUUUAAAGCUUCUAACAUCCUUUUAGACUCGGAAUUUAAUGCAAAACUUUCAGAUUUUGGCUUGGCAAAAUCUGGCCCAACUGGUGAUCAUUCUCAUGUGUCUACUCAAGUUAUGGGUACUCAAGGAUAUACCGCUCCUGAAUAUCUUGCUACAGGUAAACUAACAGCCAAAUGUGAUGUUUAUAGCUUUGGGGUCGUUUUACUUGAGCUUCUUACUGGUCGUCGUGUAAUGGACAAAAGGAAGGCUGGUGCAGAGCAAAAUCUGAUAGAGUGGGCAACGCCUUACUUGCAUGACAAGAAAAAGUUGUUCAGGAUUAUGGACACCAAGUUAGAAGGGCAAUAUCCUCGAAAAGCAGCUACAAUAGCAGCCACUCUUGCAUUGCAUUGUGUACACCCUGAAUCAAGGGGAAGACCAGAUAUGUCAUUUGUGCUGAGUGCUUUAGAACAGCUUCCUUCAAAAUAUAUGUCUGGUCGUCCAUUUGGGGAUCGGAAAAAGAUGUCCAAGUCUCGACACAAGUCUGAAUCUGCAUUUCCAGGCAGUGUUAGGACAAAACACACCUCUCGUAUUUCAGAAGGUACAAAAUCCCCACGAGAACGAUGAA
Messenger RNA from Solanum tuberosum (potato), 1849 nucleotides. RefSeq names its product protein kinase 2B, chloroplastic-like. The record is from RefSeq and is a predicted model, not a curated record. Lineage: Eukaryota; Viridiplantae; Streptophyta; Magnoliopsida; Solanales; Solanaceae. Bases 1 to 1848 code for a protein of 615 amino acids. Gene Ontology annotation, molecular function: ATP binding; protein kinase activity. The transcript has 7 exons. Gene Ontology annotation, biological process: protein phosphorylation.